This is a messenger RNA of Racocetra persica, 714 nucleotides long. The record is from the annotation of a GenBank genome assembly. NCBI's taxonomy places the organism in Eukaryota, Fungi, Glomeromycota, Glomeromycetes, Diversisporales, Gigasporaceae.
AUGGGAUACGCAGUAAUAUUCAUGCAUAGACAAUUUAGUUUACAACCUUAUAGCAGACAUUAUACACAUUCUACAAAUUGUUUCUUGGAUUUUAUGGAACUGAAAAGUGAUGGAAGUAUUGGAGUUAAUUCCAAGUAUGCUCCAAAAAUGAAAUCUGUUUUAGAAAAAUAUCAAGAGUUCAAAAAGAAUGAAACUCUUUUGCUACUUACUUUUGUUACUGUGACAGAUUAUCUUUUUCUUCUUCGUAGUGUUACAAAAAUUAUGUCUGUUUUAAAAGAAAAUGCUAUGUAUUAUCUUGCGGCAGCUGUUAGUGACUUUUUUAUUCCAGCUCAAAAAAUGUCUCAACAUAAAAUUCAAUCAGAAGGUGGUGGAUUGACUCUAAUGAUGGAUCAAGUGCCAAAAUUUUUGAAACCAAUGGUUACGAACUGGGUUCCUGAUGGAUUUAUCGUUUCAUUUAAGUUAGAGACAGAUCCCGCACUUUUAGUUGAUAAAUCGAGACUUGCUCUUAUGCGAUACGGUCAUCAAAUAGUUAUUGCAAACCUACUUACUACCAGAAAACGUGAGGUAGUCCUUAUUACUCGAGGCUCGGAAUUUCCAAUAAAAUUGACAGAAGACGAAAUUGCUGAAGACAAGGAAAUUGAAUCCAAGAUCAUUCCUGAAUUAGUGAAAAGACAUCAUGAGUGGAUUCGCGAUGCAGGUCAUGCGGAUUUAUAA